AUGGGCUUCUCUCUUCCUUUAGGUCCUGCCCUGGGUGUCGGGGAUGGCGCCUGGCCUGAGGACCGUCUGCAGAUCGCUCUGCCCGGGGACCAACGGGAAGGGUUCCCAUUCCAGGAAGCGGCUCCUUUCCCGCCGUUUGCAUGCAGGUCCAGGUCCAAGUGUUCCCUGAAGCGGUCCGUGCUGCACGUGGAUGCGUGUCUGCUGGAGAAGAUGCUCGGUCCCAACAGAGCGCUCUUAACGGCGUUCCAACGCGAGUUCCAAGUCCAGCUCCAGAUGGGAGAGCCGGACCCCGAGGGCAAGGUUGAAGUCAGCAUCGUGGGGAGACAGUGGAACCCGAAGCGCGCCAAAAAGAUGAUUCAGAGCUUGACUGGGAAGUCCCAAAGGAAGCGGUACGGAGGUUUAAUGGGCCAGGUUGUGGGUGCUGCAGAACGGGCUGUGCUAAGGGGUCUUUAA
Molecule: messenger RNA, 453 nt
Organism: Pipistrellus nathusii (Nathusius's pipistrelle)
Lineage: Eukaryota; Metazoa; Chordata; Mammalia; Chiroptera; Vespertilionidae
Source: the annotation of a GenBank genome assembly